Messenger RNA from Colletotrichum tamarilloi, 729 nucleotides. RefSeq lists its product as uncharacterized. Bases 1 to 729 code for a protein of 242 amino acids. The transcript has a single exon. The record is from RefSeq and is a predicted model, not a curated record. Lineage: Eukaryota; Fungi; Ascomycota; Sordariomycetes; Glomerellales; Glomerellaceae.
AUGCAGUUCUCUGCUACCCUCAUCGUUCUCGCUGCCGCCGUCUUCUUCGGCGCUGACGCUGCUCCUGCUGGCAACGUCCGCCGAGACAAACCUGUCGUCAGUGAAGGCAUCCCCAACCUCGUCAAGUAUGUUGGCGCUGGCGAAAAAGACAAGGCCUUCAUCCCAGAGGGUGCCGGUGUGAUCAACACAGACAAGGUCGUCCCUCUACAGUAUGUCCCCAAGGCCAAACCAGUCCCCCCCAUCGCAAAAGAGGGCGACGGCAAGGUCGACACAAACGUCCCCACCACCAAAGAUGGCGACGACAAGACCGACGCAGGCGUCCCCACCAUCAAAGAGGGCGACGGCAAGGUCAACAACACAGACAUCGCAACCCCCGAAGCCCCCGACUCCUCAGUCGACGACUUCGUCCAGCACGGGGGCGCACUCUGUCAGCACCAGGAGAUGAAACGCCGCGUCCUCCACGCCUACUCGCUCAAGGCCUACUCGGGAGUCGACGACGCCCCCAAGGUCUGCGGCGAUCUCUGGCGCAACCUCAGACGCUUCAGUGGCUGCUUCGCCGCCUCGGACGCUUCCUGCCGCGCGGGCACCGACAAGGGCGAACUGAUCUGGCACUUCGUCGCCUCCACCUUCUGCAACGUCGGCAUGGUCCAAGCCGCCUGGUACGAGGCUACCCAUAACAAAUAUGGCGCCGCUGAGUGCAAGGAUGUGGAGCAGUUGGGCUUCCGUUAA